Messenger RNA from Penicillium brasilianum, 2803 nucleotides. NCBI's taxonomy places the organism in Eukaryota, Fungi, Ascomycota, Eurotiomycetes, Eurotiales, Aspergillaceae. The record is from the annotation of a GenBank genome assembly.
CCGCCGUGCAUGAAAUGAAGGAGAGGUUUCUCAGCUGAGUGAAAGAAAACAAGAUGUCUCAAGGAACGAUUGGUGAUCAGUCGUCCGACAAGUCAGCCGUGGCAGGCCACCCUGCUCGACACGGUGCCUUGCAGUCAGCCUGCGGUGCGACACCUGGGGUCAUGAUAUCCUUAAAAUCAGCUCGAAUAUUCGGAGCGAUUGAGUUCAGAGUUCAUCCCGUGAAUAAUUUGUCCCGGCGUAAACAUUACUGCCAUAGAAGAAUAUCAUCCUCGUCAUCCUCAUCAUGUCUGCCGGAGUGCAUACCUACACCGGAGUCUGGACCAACUGGUCCGAGGGUUCGAUCCAAGGACUCACUCUGACCUUGUCCCAGACGAAUUCUGGAGUUUUGAGCGCGUUUCUCGCCAUUCUCGUCAGCGUCACGGGUGGUUUCUUCUGGAGCAUUCUGAGCUUUGCCCUUCAUCAACUGAGAACGACGGAUCCGGGCCAGCAACGAGAUGCCUUACACUACCUGAGCCAGGCCAUCUUACGCAAUAAAGGUGCUGCCUCUGCGGCUUGGGCUCUGUUGAAGCUUCCCUUUGCAGACGAGCGUACACUAUCCAAGCCGCAGGCACUGAGACGGACUGUCCCCUUGGCGAUACUUCCAAUCCUUGUUCUCAGUCUAUUCGGAGUGUCGAGUUUGUUUACGAGCUACAUCACCAAGGCGGCCGGUCAAUCGACUCUCAUUUGGGGUCCAGGAUGCGGCGGAUACGAGUAUAACGCCACCGAUGUGAGCGUGGCCAACAGCAAAAGUCUCCAGGAUACCUACGACGCCGCGACCUACGUCCGACGGUGCUACCGCGAGAAUGCAAGCGAGCUCGACUGCAACAGCUACGUCCGACCCAACCUCCCGUUCAGUAUCAAUCCGAAUGCCUCUUGCCCCUAUGCGCCCGAUCUGUGUACCUAUAACAGCCACGCCGCCCUGCAGAUGGACACCGGCUUCCUUGACUCACACGCGGACUUUGGCAUCAAUGCCCAAUUGGUCGAUCGAAUCAAGUAUCGCCGGGUCACCACAUGUGCCCCGAUCAAGCACGGUGCCGGGUUGGCAACCGCUCGGAAUUCCUCGGAAGAUGGAUUGAUCGUCUAUAUCAACGCGGGCGGGCAGUACGCCGAGGGGUCGGAGUACCUCAACUACACUUUCUCCUUCACCCCGAUCCCGAGCCUCGACGGAGUAGGUUAUACGCUAAGCGCCGCUUUCGCAAAAGCCGACCCGACGGGCCUUCUCAACGCCACCCAGGCCUGGGUCCCCGACCCCGUCAUCAACACCACCGAUGCGGAUAUCACGAUGAUGAUGCUCAACCAAAAUGACAUGGGCUAUCUGGAACCGAGUUAUGACCCGUGGAUGACCGCCCUCGAGCCCGCGACCUAUAGCUUGGACAGUACCAACUUCACUACUUCGAUGUGGACGAAGAGCUAUCUUGCAAACCUGCUCGUCUGCACUGACCAGUAUCAAAUCUGUAACCCGAACCGAUCUGGCAACGAGACGACCCAGUGCACCCAGCUCGGCGGGAUCCUGAGUACGGCCUUUGCGAGCUUCAACACCGACCCGACCAAGUAUCUCGGGUUUAACGGGGCCCAGAUCGCGACAAUUGGGCGAUUUUUGUCUGGUAAUAACGACCGAAGUAUGUAUUCGAAUGUGAAUGGGCGCGGGGCUGCGGCUUUGAAUGCAUCCGCAAUCGCUCACGGAAACAUCCAAUUCUACAUCCCACCCACCCAAUGGCAAACCGAAGUCAGCACCUGGUUCGCCACCUCCCUGGCCAAAGAACAAGCCUGGGCCGUCGAAUGGGCCACGGCCCCCCGCAACUUUCCAGCCAGCUCGUUGCUCGACGCCUCCUCCGUGGGGUGGAACGUCACCGCCCCCUUGAACAGCUACGGCCGCGCCCAGUGCGCGAACCAGCUCGUGCAUAACGCGGCCGGGUACGAGAAUUUCUCCGUGCUGGGACUGGCACUGGCGGUCGCGGUGUGCGGGGCGAUCAUCCUCGUUGGGUCGAACGUGGAUUACGUCGUGGCGCGGGUGCGUGGGCGAGAGGGGAAGGGGAGGUACAAGACCGAGCAGUGGGUUGCGGAGGAAGUCCUAGUGCUGCUUCACGGAUUGUAUGAGGCGUCUGGGUCGUGGAGAGGGGACAACAAAGAAGGGAUGGUUCCCAGUUCGGUGGUGUUGAGAGACAUAGUUAGGGACCUCUUGGAUUCGGAGGUCAAGGUUGGGCCGGAGGGGAAGACUUACAAUGAUGAUGGACGGGCUGGACAGCAGAGUGAUGGGCAGGGGAUACUGGGUGGCGAGGAGCAGGGAAUGGGAGUCGGGUCGAGGAAGGAUAGCCAUGCGGUGGUUGAGCAUGAGGUGCGGAGAACGUAAUCUCUGGUAGAGAGUGGGCUAUGGGAUCAACCUCUAGGCCCCUCUGAUUCAACGCCAUGGUGAGGUAGAUGCGUGAGACAACCCUGCGUUCUGUGCGGCCAUCAAGGUCACUGGCAAGAAGCCGACCAUGGUGGCCGGUAUCGUAACCGACGUCUGUCAGUGCAUCCCUACUUCCCUCACUCGGGAUGAUUCCCAGUUGCGGAGGCAAGCCGCGGGUGUAAAGUUGGUGUCUUUGGUUCCCAUUCUCUGCGAUCUGGAGCGCAACGGGAAAAGGCACUCCUGGUUCUCUGCAGCUUCUGCCGGGGCGCACAUUAACUCCGCACUACGCUCUCCGGCGCGGCGUGCGUGCUGGAUUCUGCUCAAGUCGGCUCUCUUGUCGUCUCCCUAAAAGCCAUUCUGCAGCGGGUAUUUUUC